Molecule: messenger RNA, 1749 nt
Organism: Euleptes europaea (tarantolino)
Lineage: Eukaryota; Metazoa; Chordata; Lepidosauria; Squamata; Sphaerodactylidae
Exons: 14
Coding region: 1-1749 (582 amino acids)
Biological process (GO): nucleus-vacuole junction assembly
Molecular function (GO): protein binding; protein-membrane adaptor activity
Source: RefSeq, a predicted model, not a curated record
AUGGGUCAACUGUGUGCAAAGUGUGCCCAGCUGCUGUAUGACCUUGUUCUCUCAGUGAGGACAUUCUCCUCCAGUUUGGUGCAGGACGUUAAGGAGUGUUUGGCUCAGAUCUGUGACUGCCCCUGCCUAAAACGAACGAAGUUUGAGAGCGAGCAACUCUACAAGCCUACUUAUCAGCGUCAUGAAGAGUUGAUUGCCCAGGAGUUUCUGCAGCACAUUGAAAGAGGUUUUGAAAUAUUACCACUUGGAGAGGCCUCCCUGUCUGCUCUGAAGACACUGGCAUUUUCUGAGAACCCUGAUUUGCAAAAGUCUGCUUCUCUGUUUUACUUACAUAUAAGUCAACACUUGAACAACCAGCUACCUACAGAGCAUUUGGAAACAUAUUAUGCCCUGCUGAAGUCUAAUGAUUUAGAGGUUCAGCGGAUUUCGUCAUUGUCACUUGUCACUUUCUUACUCAAAGGAAAUGUACCCAAAGAACACGUGGUCCAAGUGGAUUUAUUGGAGCCGAUCCUCGAGCUGCUUGAGUCCAGUGACGCCGCUGUCCAGCGCAAUUCCUGCGCCUGCAUAAUGAUACUCGCUGCCUCAGAUACCAACCGAGAGGCAAUUGCUUCUGCAGGAGGAGUCGUACCCUUACUUACUCUUUCUAAAUCUUAUGAUCCUAGAGUCCAACAAUAUGCAGUUGGAGCUGUUUUCAACCUCACACAAUCAGAAUGGGUCCAGGAGAUUUUGUGUCGACAAGGUGCUCUCCCCGUUCUCACCGUUUUGUUAGAGUCUCCUGAUUCAGAAGUCCAGUACUACAGCUGUGCCGCUCUAAGCAACAUGGCAACAAACUCUCAGCACCACGAAGUUAUGCUGCAAAUUGGGGACCGGUUUCUUCUGCGGAUGCUCCUUGCUCUCCUCUCUUCUUCUGUGGACAAGGUUUCAAACCAGGCUUGUGUUUGUCUCAGGAAUUUAGUCACAAAUGAGAGUGUUCAGACCAGGCUUAUUGCGAUGGGCCUCCUGCCCCACCUGCUCCCACUCCUGGAUUCGAACAAUACCGAGGUUCAACAGAAUUCCAUUGUUUUCCUCCGGAUGCUGUCCCAACACCCAGCCAACCAGGAUGUACUAGUGUGUCAUCAAGUGCUUCAGAGUGUGGGAAAGCUGCUGAUUAUCAGGAAAACCGACCCCGUGAUUAUCGGCCAUGCUGCCUGCUUCAUCAAAAAUCUAAGCUCUUCCAAAAGCAUAGAGGGAGUCAUUGAAAGUUCAUGUGUUGAAGGACUUCUUCAGGCUAUCCAUGGUGUUGAGUAUCUGGAUGAGGAAGCUCUUCACUGUGUGACAUCCUGUCUUGGUGAGCUGGUAAAACAUGAAGGAGGUUCGGUGCGCAUCCUGGAAUUGAUGGAUGACCUGCUGUUGAGUCGCCUCCUGAGACUGGCGGGCCAAGUGGAACAAAUGGAGCCGUCCUUCCAAGCGGCUGUCAUGAUCAAGCACCUAAUACAGCAGGGGGAGGUGAUGCAGCUGCUGAAAUCCCAUGUUAGCAAGAUUCAGCAAUACCUCGUGAAGUAUCUUACCCACCAAGAGACUCGCUUUCAGCAGCUGGGUAUAUCCACACUUUGUCUGUUACAGAAAGAUUCGGAGUUUUCAUCAGCAUUCAGCCAGAGCCAGCUGAAGGAACACCUUGAACAAAUCUGCCAACAAACUGAAGAAAUGCAAGAGCUUCUCAGGAUGGCUGUAGGCAACAUUUUUGUGGGUGUGCCGUCAAGUCACAGAUGA